Acaulospora morrowiae is the source of this 1947-nucleotide messenger RNA. Lineage: Eukaryota; Fungi; Glomeromycota; Glomeromycetes; Diversisporales; Acaulosporaceae. The record is from the annotation of a GenBank genome assembly.
AUGAAUAAUAAGUUAUCACCUACCAAUAAAACACUUUUUAUACCCGAUUAUGACUUUCCAUUAGAUAAUUCGGAGGAUGAUUAUAAUACUAGUGACGAUAGUGAAAAUGAUGAAAAUAUAAUACUUGUAAACGAAACUGAGAAUAAAGAAAAUACUCUCUCUAAACUUUCUGGACAUUAUGAGGAAAUUUUUAUUGAAUAUGAGAAGAAUGAACUCGUUUGUAAAGCAUAUCUAUCACUAAAGUCAUUCUUUACAACUGCUAAGUGCUCUUGUUUAAACAAAAAAAGGAAUAUUAAAAAGAAGUGCUUUGAGAUAGUAGGCUUUCAUAGAUUCUUUGAACGCCAUUUGCAAUUCCGAGGACUGAGUCAUGAGCAAUUAGAUUAUAUUCUAAUGGGUCAAUUAUUAGCAUUUGACAAUGAAGCAGAUGGUAAAUCAAAUGAAAAAAAAAGGCGAUAUUCUCUAUGUUAUCGCUUUAAUAAUCGUAUCACCUUAUGUAAGAAUACCUAUCUAAAGCUUGUUGGAGUAAGUGAAAAAAAACUGUUAGUUAUUUUAUCACAUCUUAAAAAAACAGGCAUCAUUUUAAGAGUUCAUGGAAACACUAAACGCAUUCCACAACGAAAUACAAAAGUUACAAUCAAUUAUGAACUUGCAAAAGAAGUGAGAACAUUUAUUACCAAUUAUGCUUCUGUAAAUGGUUUACCAUCUCCUGGUCGUCACUUAUCUAAAGUUACAUCUGCACUUAUUUAUCUACCGACUAAUGAAAAUUACACAACUGUUUUUGAGCACUUUCAACAAUCAAUGAGACUUACAUUUGAUAAUGAACUGAAAAUAAUAUCUCGGAAUUCUUUUGUACGCUUAUGGAAGGCUUUAACACCUCAUAUAACAUUUCUGAGACCGCAAUCUGACUUGUGUGCUGUCUGUGAAGAACUUCGUUACAAAAUUGCACAUAAUAAUGAUUCUCAAAGAAAAGAGGAUAUUAUCAAAGAAUAUAGCGAUCAUUUGCAAGUGGCUAGGCUGGAGCGAAAUUAUUAUCAAUGUAAUAUCACACAGGCUCAACAGGAUACCGAACAAUUUUCUAUUAAGCAACUAAUUCAGAACCCAUUAUUAAAGUCUAUCGAUGCAACGGCUCACUACUGCUAUGACUGGGCACAAAGUGUACCUAUACCACAUUCCCCUCAACAAGUUGGUCCUCUAUAUUUCAAAAGUUUACGUUCAGCCAGUAUCUUUGGUGUGACAGAUACAGGAAUCCUACCUACACCUGUACAAACUAACUACAUCAUUAAUGAGGGUGAAUUUCCGGUUGGUGCAGCAAAAGGAGCGAAUGCUACAUUGAGUAUGGUACACAACACGCUAAUGAAAAGGAAUCGGGGGGAGAAAAGACUGAAAAUUACUUGUGAUAAUUGUAGUGGGCAAAAUAAGAACAACACAUCUUUUUUCUAUUAUUGUUGGCUGACUUUAAAUGGAACUUACGAUUCAGUUGAGAUUAACUUUAUGAUUCCGGGUCAUACUAAAUUUAUCUGUGACCGUUAUUUUGGACUUCUAAAGACUUUAUACCAUAAAACUCGAAUAAAUACAAUUGAUGAUGUGGUGAAAGUUGUCAUGCACUCCACUAAGAACGGCAUUAACAAAGCAAUACAAUAUCAAGGUGGAGAGGGUUGGACCUAUUAUGAUUUCACACAAUAUUUUGCACCACACUUCAGUAAGAUCCCACAUCUUAAGCAAUACCAACAUUUUCUAUUUAGAAGUAAUGAGCCUGGCAAAGUUUUUUGUCAGAAGUCGUUCAAUAGUGAAUAUGAGACUUUUACGUUACUUAAACUGAGCAAUAAUUUUGAUCCUUUUGCGCCUGCUCCUAUAUUAAAUACUCAACCAGUCUCUUAUACGAGACAGAAAUAUUUAUAUGAUGAAGUUCGAAGGUUUGUAGAUGAUCCAUAUAAAGAUAUACAGUAA